GCUCUUCAGUAAACAAAGCAGUGUUUGAUUGGAUCAGUUGGACUUUCUUUUUGUUAUUUAGCUUCGUAAAUAAGGCAACUUGUUUCAGAAUUUCAUCAUAGUUUAUUUCGAGACCGGUGUUAAAAAAAUACCAGACGAUGCUGCUUCGUAACGUAGAGUCGGAAAAGGCUGCCUGUAUGUUAUCCAGCUGGUACGAACAGUUCGAGAAAAACACCAUCAAAUCGUACAUCAUCCCCAUUCCCGACGAUGUGUUGGAAUACCUCCGACAGGACAUGGUUAUCCUGCCGAAGGAAUGUGCCAAUUUAAAUUCAACGUCCGACGCCAGUGAAACUAUGCAUUUCAAUUCGUACAACGAUCAGUUUAACGAGAACGACGACGAAGACGAGGAGGAGGAAGAUUGCCAGCCGGAGUUUCCAGAAUUUAGCGAGAAACUGACGGCCGCUAUUCGAAAGCUGGGUGGCUCUGCUUUUCUGAAAAGCGACUGGCACUGCCCCAAAGAUGCUCAGUGGAUCACGCUUGGACAGACGCUCUGUGUUAAGGAUAUCACUGAUGUGUACCAGUUGCUGAAGGCAUCUAGCUUCUGCAAGGAAGACUUCGCUGAGAGGUCGGCGGUCAACCAACGUGGAUAUCAUGUCGUGUUGAAAAAGUGGCGUGACAUUCACCCGGGCUCGGAAUUUCGAUGCUUCGUUAAAAACAAAUCGUUGGUUGCUAUUUCUCCCCGGCAUUGGCCCUCCUACCACGAGCAUAUUGCCGCUGAACGGAGUGACAUCGUUUCCGAUAUUGUCUCUUUGUUCAAGGAGAAGAUUAAAGAGCGAUUCCCGUUGAAAGAUUAUGUAUUUGAUGUUUUCCGCCCAGCGAAGGACCACGUGGUUAUAAUGGAUUUUUCACUGUAUAGAAAAGGACACUCGGACAGUUUGGCAUUCGAUUAUGAUCAGUUGGAUGCGGAUGCGGUGGUGGCCACCAUAGAAGAAGAGGAUGAUCCGGAAUUUCGAUAUCUACCAGAGGACUGUGGUAUACAGCCGAACAAACGUAACAAUUAUGGGUUUCCCCAGGAUGUUAUUGACUUGUUUCAACCUACAAAUGGUGCAUCAGUAGGUGAGCCCAAUGAAAGCAUAAUCCAUCGGCUGUUAGAUGAAUGUCAGCAGCAAGCCAAUGAGGGUGGAAAUAAUGAGAAUCAAUAAAUUAUGCUGUAGAAGCAGCAUUCUGUGAAAAAACAUCUUGAAUAUGUAUUUAUUCUCGAGUAAAUGUCGUUUUAGAUGCGAAAAAACAAAAGCUAAACAUUUGUUUUCAGUACAAUGUGCACUUUUAAUGAAUAAAAUAAGUUUUGUAAGCAUUUGAAAUGAAAUAUUACCGCCGUCAUUUAUGAUUGGUGAUGAUGAUGAUGAUGAUGGUCCCGCCCCAUACCCCUACAGAGGUUUGAGCUGGACGAUUUAUCUAUAGAUAAUUAUUGUAAUCACAAUUUCAAUCAGUUAUACAAAAAAAAAAAAAAAACGAACUGAUUCCAUUUCCAGAUAUAAACUUCUUCAAAAACUGUUAACUUGAUUCACAUCGGUAAAGACGUGAAUUGCUGUAGAGUUACACAAAGCUAGCACAGGGUUUUCAUGACCUUCAGUCAGACUAACCACAACUACUUCAUGCAUAUUCUCUAAGCAUUCAAAUAACAAUUUAAGUUUCAAUUGUAAAAGAAUCCAUUUAUAUCUGACUUCCGCGCGCGAGGCUCAAACUUAUGUAGUCACUUUCUAUUAUUUUUUUAAGCUACAACAACAUAAAGGAAAAAAAAAUCCAUCAUCACCACCGCGACGAACACAGUAGUUUUGUCAUUAUAUGUUAAAGAAAAGAUCUAAUAUAAAAUAUAAAUAAAAUUUUACAACACAAUCAUAUCCGUUCGUAAAAAACUUCGUCAGUUACAGGCUUCAAUUAAACAAUCAAUAAAUAAAUAGGUUUCCAAAAAUAAAUAUUUCAUCCAAAAUAAA
This is a messenger RNA of Wyeomyia smithii (pitcher-plant mosquito), 1973 nucleotides long. RefSeq names its product cell division cycle protein 123 homolog. The transcript has 2 exons. Lineage: Eukaryota; Metazoa; Arthropoda; Insecta; Diptera; Culicidae. The record is from RefSeq and is a predicted model, not a curated record. Bases 138 to 1181 code for a protein of 347 amino acids. Gene Ontology annotation, cellular component: cytoplasm.